Molecule: messenger RNA, 633 nt
Organism: Westerdykella ornata
Lineage: Eukaryota; Fungi; Ascomycota; Dothideomycetes; Pleosporales; Sporormiaceae
Exons: 4
Coding region: 1-633 (210 amino acids)
Source: RefSeq, a predicted model, not a curated record
AUGACAUCUGAAAGGGCAAAGGGCAAGGGCAGCCAGGAGACGGUCAUUGCGUUCAUAAAACUACUGUUGGCUGCGUCGGAUGCCUGCCUAUGUCCUCUGUAUCGCCAGCAGAUCUUGGUGGCCAUUCCUGUCAUGAGCUUCUUCAUCCAGAGAGUAUAUGUCGGUGUAAACUUCAGGCUCACUUUGGCGAAGCCCACCGUACUGGCAUCGCUCACGACAUCUUGCUGUAUCCGUAAAGCUGCAGGCAUCGUAAAUAAGUCAGGCAAACGGCACAAACCGCGAGACCACAAUAGCAGAGACCCAAUGUCCUGCUUCGACAUCGGAGCCUCGUCGGCACCUGAAGGUGCGGUGCAAGGUGUUGUUGUGGGUGCGCAACACCUCGUCGGUGAAAGACGCCGCCCACGCAAAACAUCGGUCACCGCUCGCUCAGGCACGCCGACGCCCGCCACUCCACCGACGUCAUUGGGUUCUUUCUUCCCGCACGAACCGCCGCUCUUUUUCUGGGCCUAUUUAAUCAUUUUGCUAAACUUUUCUCAACAAGCCAGUUCGCAGGAUGAUGGUUCAGUGGUCGUUUAUGCGGCACUGUUACGGAGGUGUCGUGAAAACCCCGAGGUCAUCGAACACUGCCAUUAA